AUGUUCAUCCUGGCAGACAUGCUGGGGUUGGAGGUUUCCCACGUCUGGCUCUCCAUCUUCACUUGCAUUUACAUUGCAUCACUUGCGGGGAACUGCACAAUCCUCUUUGCCAUCGGGACCGAUCCCAGCCCCCACGAGCCCAUGUACCAAUUCCUGUCCAUGGUGGCCAUCACCCAUUUGGUUUCGUCUCUCUCUACAAUGCCAACUGUGAUGAGUGUUUUCUGGGUCAACUACAGGGAAAACAGUUUCAGAGAAUGUUUUGCUCUGCUUUACUUUGCUUUCUCCUUCAUGGAGUCCUCAAUGCUUCUGGCCGUGGCCUUCUUUGAUCAUUAUGCAACCAUCUGCUACCUGCUGAGAUACUCCUCCAUCCUCAGCAGUGCCAGGAUAGGCAGGAUUGGGCUGGCUGCUCUGCGCAGAUACCUCUUAGGAGGCCUGCCAUCACUCUUCUUGGUGAGAAGGUUGCCCUUCUGCCAGUCCCAUGUGCUCUCCCACGCCUUCUGCCUGCAUCAGGACUUGAUCAAGCUGGUUUGUGCAGACAUCGUGUUCAACAGCAUGUACAGGUUAGCUGUUGUCAUCCUUAUAGUGUUACUAAACACAUUGCUCACUGUUUUGUCAUAUAUUAUGAUUUGUAAGACAAUUGUGAGCAUCACAUCCCAGAGGGAGCAUCUCAAGGCUUUGAGCAACUGCCUGUGCCAUAUCCUGGCAGUCCUGAUCCUG
Balearica regulorum gibbericeps (East African grey crowned-crane) is the source of this 717-nucleotide messenger RNA. Lineage: Eukaryota; Metazoa; Chordata; Aves; Gruiformes; Gruidae. The record is from RefSeq and is a predicted model, not a curated record.